UCGAUCAAAACAUCAACAACAUCAACUUAAAUAAAUUUUAUUUCUAACAAAUAUUAAGUGUAUUAACUAUGAUUUCUAAAUAAAACUAGCUGUUCACUAGCAGAGCAUAUUUUAAUAUUUGAUAAGUAAUAUUUAAUUAAUAUAACCUACAUAUUAUUCAGUAAAAUCUACAAUUUAAUAAAAAAUUUGAACUAAUACAAGCUCGUUAGGUUAGUAAGAAACUAAACAAAAAUGGUUUGUGAGAAGUGCGAAAAGAAAUUGGGCAGAGUAAUAACACCGGACCCUUGGAAGGCUGGAGCUAGGAAUACCGUGGAGUCCGGCGGACGUGUUGUUGGAGAAAACAAAGCAUUAACCGCCAAAAAAGGACGAUUUAAUCCGUACACUUCCACAUUUCAACAGUGCAAAAUCUGCAGAACGAAAGUACACCAAGUCGGAUCACAUUACUGCCAAGCUUGCGCAUACAAAAAGGGUAUAUGUGCCAUGUGUGGAAAGAAGAUUCUAGACACUAAGAAUUACAGACAGAGCUCAACUUAGUUUAUUGUUAUGUUAUCCUAGUUCAUAAGAAUUAUUACCUAAAUAAGUUCUAAAAGAAAAUAUAUAGUGUAUUUGUAAAGCAAUGCCUUGGAGUAUUUAUAGAUAGUAAUAAAGAUACUGGAAAUUUCCUCACGGAUGGUAAAGUGUGAUUGCUUCGAGGAAUAAACAGAUAGGAUUGUAAUGCCAACCUAUGAACACCCACAAUUAGCGGUACUACAGAUAAUCAAGACUUGAAUCCAAGAAAUCGAUUUCAAAAAUGAAAUGAGAAUAAUUCUAACACUCAUGAAUAAUGACAAAUUAUAAUUAUUGUUACAAGUUGUCAGCUGUCCUAUCUAU
Molecule: messenger RNA, 870 nt
Organism: Bombyx mandarina (wild silkworm)
Lineage: Eukaryota; Metazoa; Arthropoda; Insecta; Lepidoptera; Bombycidae
Product: cysteine-rich PDZ-binding protein
Biological process (GO): cytoplasmic microtubule organization
Cellular component (GO): dendrite
Molecular function (GO): PDZ domain binding; microtubule binding
Source: RefSeq, a predicted model, not a curated record